This is a messenger RNA of Porites lobata, 24426 nucleotides long. Lineage: Eukaryota; Metazoa; Cnidaria; Anthozoa; Scleractinia; Poritidae. The record is from the annotation of a GenBank genome assembly.
UGAGGUUAAAAAGGGUUGAAUAUUGUUAGAAGCGCCAAUGGACAAUGAAAUGAGGUGAGUUUAUGCAUGACCUUAAAAUAGAAUCAAGAUAUUAACAUGAAGAGAUAAUACACGUACAUAAUAAUUGUCUCAGUUGCUGAGACCAACCGAGCGGUGAAAGUACGCGAGUUCAUUCACCAAACGACCCUGUUAGCUGCCAAUCGUUCCUCCAUGUUUGAUUCUUAGAACCAGUUGAAAGGUGACAAACCUUGAUCUCCGUAUCUUAUAAUUAUUGGAAAUAUUAAAACAACCGAUAUUUGCAUUCUUUCCUGACUGUGUUUGUUAUAGGCCCCCCCCUUUUUUUGCAGUCUAAAAUACUAGUUCUAUUCCCAUCGAAGGUUAUUUUUAUCAAUGUAAACCACAAAGGCCACCCUAACCUGUGAAUAGCUCUGCGGAGAGUACAGGGGUGAGGUUAGUCCAACUCAUAGUUCAAAGUACACCACAAAGCUUGCACAAUUGUUGUCUCAAUGCUGAGUUCUCUAGCCAGCAUUAGCGACAGUUUGCCACUUGUUCAAUAUUCUUCUCUUGAUCUGACACCCUCAGCACCUGAUGACUAACGAAAGAUUUUGACGAUUCUAGUGUUUCAUCUUUUUUCUGUGGCCAUUCUUUCAGGGCCAAUAGUUUGUUUGUGGGAAAUUUAUCUUUCACAGGCUUUUUCUAUGUUUGUUUACAUUCCACAUUAAUUUUGGCUCCAUGAUGCUGAUUGGCCAAAAUUUGAUAGCUCAGUCGUCAGGGAGCCACAUGGGGCACUGGAGGCAGAAUUUACAUCCUUGAGACUUGACUGCAAAAGUGUUCUCCAGAGAGCUUGCUCGCAAGCUAAGGCUACCCUGUAAUCUACAUGUAGUCCCCAGAUCUCACUGAGGCUAUCCUGUAAUCUAGUGCCCAGAUCUCACUGUUAUACCCCAGUAAACAGAGCACGGAACUGAUCUACUUGGCAUUUGAUCUUGGAUCAGUUUCACCACUUGCCCCUCCUGGGACCGAGGUUCAAAAUAAAUAAAAAAAAACUAUGGCUAAGCUAAUUAUUAAGUGAAAGUAUCUAGAGACGAGAGAGGCAAGCUUAGUCUCCCUUAUAGCCAUUUUUGUCGUGUCACGCAAUGCUCAUUCCUCCUCCUCCUUUUUGUGGAGGAGCAUUGUGUGACAACAUAAAAGAAAAACUGUUACACAGGAGACUAGGGCAAGCUCAAUCAAUCAAUCAAUCAAUCAAUCAAUCAAUCAAUCAAUCAAUCAAUCAAUCAAUCAAUCAACAAAAGUGGAUUUCCAGGUUGAGCAUAGGCAAACAUUCACUACAAACAAAUAGAAUUCAGUAUGACGGUGUUUUCACAAAAGUUACAAAAUUCAGAGAAAAAUUUAUUGCGUAAAAACCUAAAGAAUAUAGCUAGUUUUACAAUAUUAUUAUGUUGGUGGGAGUUUUGAAGAGUAAUUAGUAUAAAUUUAAAAUAUACACACAUAAAAAUUAAUGAAUCAGAGCGAUUCAGCAGAAGGCAAAGAGGGCAAGUUUGCUUUUAAAAGCAAUUGUGCUGUUUUUGUCUCAUAAGAAAGAUUAUUCCGGAGCAUUGCACCCCUAUCCUUAAAACUACAUAAGGGGAAAUUAGUCUAUUGUCCUUGGAAGAGUAGAUUAGUUUCAAGAUUCCUAAGAUUAUAGUUGAUGUUAGUAUAAUUAUUGAGUUUUAAAAUGAAGGCUCUCAAAUGUGGGGCAGAUUGAUCAUUGAGGAUUUUGUACAUUAAGGGUAAGCCUUUAUAAUUAUGUGAAUGCCUGGUUUCAAGGUUGCAUAACUGAUCUAAUGUCAUAUGAACACCAGUAAUGACCAUACUUGCACAGUUUUGGAUUUUUUGCAAUUUAUCUUUCAGUUGCUUUCCACAAGUAUCCCAUAAGGGGGAACAGUAAUCAAAGUAAGGUUACCCUUACCAAAACCACAUAUAUGUUACAUAUAGUGCCUACAUAUAUAUGUGACAUAUAUGUGACAUAUAUGUGAAAUAUAUAACACAUAUAUGUGACAUAUAUGUGUCAUAUAUAACACAUGUAUGUUACAUAUAUGUCAAAUGUAGGUAUUUGGAACCCAUUUGCAGUUACUUACAUAUAUGUCACACAUAUGUAGAUAUAUGUGACAUAUAUGUAGUUAAUAGCAUUGCAUAUACAGGGCAAAUAUAUGUCACAUAUAUGUGGCAUAUAUUUGAAAAAAAAAUUGAUUAGGUACAUACCAGCUAAGCGCCUGCUGUACUUUGAAGUUAAUUGUUAUAGAUAUACAUGUAGUACUUAUAUAUAUCUGCUGAUAUCUUACAUCUUCAAUAAAUAUAUUACACCUUUUUUUUUUUUUCAUUGAAAUAAUUGUAUUCUGGUCAUAAAUUCUUCAUAUACACUAGCUGUCUUAAAACUGAAAACUUAUAUAAUUCUUACAGACUAGUUACCAUUAUCACACGACAGACCAUUUCAGACAGUCCAACUUCAGUGUGAUGCACAUCAAUCAAAGGAAGCUGUUGACACUGUUUUUCAAAUUCAGAUUGCAUUUCGAACAAUUUGGCCAAAAAAAGAAGCAGUAAAAAUUAACAAAUAAGCAGAUUGAAGAUUUCAAUCAACAUGAUAAAAAUUGUCAUUGUAUUACAACUUAUUUAGACUGCCAUUCACAUGUUUGUUACCAAUUCCAACAACAAUCUGAUUAUCGAUAAUAAGAGGAUUCAACACACACGCAUGUACAUGCAUACAUAUAUAUAAGAAAAUAAUAUGUGUUCUUGUAUCUUCUAAAAAAAUCAUUUUGUCUUUGAUAUCCCCCUCCUGCUUGCAGUGCACUUGUCUUGGAUUGUUUUUCUCACUUUGGAGAUGACAUUCCCAUCCUUGAACUGGGAUUGAACAAAUGCUGUAGAUUGAGAAGGAUUUAAAGCAAUCACACAACUGCCAAAGCUUAAUAUUAAAUGCUAUAUAUAGUAGAUGUGUUACACAUGUUUAUAACCUGCAUGAACACAUGAUUAGGACCCCCCUUGUUUUCACCAGAACCGAAAUUAAACUAACCAAAGAAAGCAUGUCUUGUAUAAUAAUUAUUAGGAUUAUAUGUAAUAUUCUCAUUGAUUCAGUAAAAUCAAAACAAUAACUGAUGCCAUGAAAAUUAAAGCUCAUAAUGUCAUAGCGGUACAGGAGUUUACAUCAAAGAGUAGCAUAUCAUUUCCAUAAUGAACUGAGAGGGGUUGUUUUACUUUAGGGAAGGAGGGAGGAGAAUCAAUAUUCAUUUCUUCUUCAACAAAUACAGUUUGCUACUAUAUAAAAGAGCUUAAUUAAUAGAUGAUUUAUACACUGAAUGCAAAUAUGGCCGUCAGGCCUUUUUUUUGUUUAGCCAAGUUUUCAUAGAAAUUAUAAUGAUUUCACGUGAACAAGUGCCUCUAAGUAUAUCAUCUUAAAAAAUUUGAGCUGCAAAGUUAUGGCUGACUGAAAUUAUAAACAUUUGUGUGGGAAAAGAUAGUCUAUAUCCUCACUAGCCUCGCUUUCAUGUUUUUUUCCCAAAAUGUGAGUGCCAAUACCUUCUUCUUAAAUAAGAACAUGGCCCUGAAAAUACGCACAAUGACUUAUUUUGACCUGAUCUUUAUCAUUAUCCAAUUGCUUUUCUUUUCUUGAAAACCUGCCCAGACCAAAAAUUCUUGGAUGGCCAUAUUUGCAUUUGGUGUAUGGUAUACAUGCAGUCAACUCUCUCAAAGCAGACACCAAAUGUAAGGCAAACAUAUCUCUAAGACAGACGUGGUUGGCUAGUAAGGUGGACAGCUAGAGCUAGUCCAAUGGGUGUCCACCUUAAAGAGAUUUCAUUGUGCAAUAAUAAAAGCUGGUUUUUUUCCCAUGAAUCAAGCAUAAUACAUGCACGAAAAACAAGUAGGACAAGUAAUGCAAUCAAAGAGCAUACAUGUACCUGUGAUGGCUUUAAUGAUUUGAGGGCACAGCUGUCUGUAGCCCAAGUUGCCCCCUCCUGCCAAGUUUGAAAUCAUUAAAGUUUUUUUGUCAAACAUGACGUCAAUCAAGUAUGCUGUCAUAGUGCCCACUGAUUUUCCUUCUGCCAAUGCAUUCAGUCGUUGGGUCGGGUACCAGAAAACCCCACUCCCUAUGGCCAUUUCUUCCAUCUAAGUAAAAGAGAUACAAUAAAUGAGUGAAAUGUACAGUGAAAUGUUCACAUCUGUACCUUGAAUUCUUCUUCAAGUUUAAUAACAAAACCCCAACUUUGGAUGAAGAACAGAAAAAUUUAACGCACCUAUUUAAAGUCUCCCUCACAGAGAAUUACAUUUCUUCUGGAUGACCUAUCAGGGCUGGAUUCAUGAAGCCCACCUAAACUAAGACAUAUCCUAAGCAUUGUUUAUUAACAAUAGUCUAUUGUGGUUACGACAAUAGACUAUUGUUAAUAAACAAUGUUUAGGAUUUGUCUUAGUUUAGAGGGCUUCAUGAAUCCGGCCCCAGAAUGUUAAACUUAUUACCAAUAACAUUGUGACUUCAUAUCAAGCAGAUGCACCCUUAGUAUUUAGGGAACACUAGGUUUGUAGGUUGUACAUGUAGGGUGCUUGAAAUAAACAACAAAUACAUCUGGUAAAACAGCUGCCCUCAAAUAUACAAUUGAACAUUAAACUAGGAGUGCUUGUUAUUUAAAGCAUGCAUGUACAGGCAUGUGUACCUUGUGUUUUGAUGCAAUUACUGGAGAAAUGACUCCAGCAAGUGGUUUGUUAGUGUCUUCACUAUACUGAUCUGAAAGAAAUUAAACAAAACAGUCCUAUAAGAAUAGGUACCUGUACCAAUGAAUCAAAAACAUACAUACAUUACACAACCCUCCAUCAUUUUCAAUGACUGACAAUCAAGUAAAAAAAUAGUGAAUAAUAAUUAAAUUUUAAGUGUGCCAAUUAACUGUUAUUUUUGUAGGAUAAAAAUGUUUCUAGUGGCAGUUAUAUACAAAACAUGAUAACAAUAAACAGUAAUUCUAACCAUUCAAUUUCUGCUCUAAUUCCAAAACUUUCUGCUUCAGUGAGGCAUUUUCUUGUCUCAAGAGACGGCAUUCCUCUCGUCCACACUUGGAGAGGGCAGGCUGAGAUCCUAAAAGAAACAUAUAUUUGUAAUUAUAAGUACAAGUUUUAUGUUUAUAUUCAGUGAAGGUAAACUUGAUCUACACCUGCAUACAUGUGUGUUCAUUCAUUAUAUUCAUAACAGCUACAGUCAAACCUGUAUAAAGAAAAACACUCUCAGGACCCUCACCAAGUCUAUAUGCCUAUAUGAUGUUUGUUCUUUUGACACAACUCCAAGACCACAUUGCAUAUCAGGUAGAGCAAGUGCAAAAUGAAUAAAACCAUGACAUAUAACACAGACAAUUAAUGGACAGAUUGCUAGAUACCAUGCAUACUCACUUUGCUCUUGAUCAGUUUCAUAAAAAAAGCUUCCUUGAUCCCUUCUCUUUCCUUGAUAUUGGUACAACUUUAGAAGCACCUUGCAAAACAAAAUACAUGUAUGCAUGCAUCUGAAUAAAAUUUACUUCAUCAUUGGGAUCAUUAACUUGAGUGUAGAGUACCUUAAGUGUAACUUGAAUAAAAUUUACUUCAUCAUGGUAAUCUCUAGCUGUUGUUCUACUUCCUUUUAAAUUAUUGUUACAACUCCAAGACCACUUUGAAUAUCAAGUAGAAUAUAUGCAUGCAAAACAAAUAAAAUCAUGAAACAACAAUGGACAGACACUAUAGAUACUAUACUCACUUUGUCCUUGAGCUCCAUCUGUCAGAUUCCUUGAUCCCUUCUCCUUCCUUGAUAUUGGUACAACUUUAGAAGCACCUUGCAAAACAAAAUACAUGUAUGCAUGCAUCUGAAUAAAAUUUACUUCAUCAUUGGGAUCAUUAACUUGAGUGUAGAGUCACCUUAAGUGUAACUUGAAUAAAAUUUACUUCAUCAUGGUAAUCUCUAGCUGUUAAUUGUUCUACUUCCUUUUAAAUUAUUGUUGCAACUCCAAGACCACUUUGAAUAUCAAGUAGAAUAUGCAUGUAAAACAAAUAACAUCAUGAAACAACAAUGGACAGACACUAUAUAGAUACUAUACUCACUUUGUCCUUGAGCUCCAUCUGUCAGAUUCCUUGAUCCCUUCUCUUUCCUUGAUAUUGGUGCAACUUUUAGCAUCACCUUUCAAAAUAUACAUGUAUGCAUGCAUCUGAAUAAAAUUUCAUCAUUGGGAUAAAAGUGUAGAGUACCUUAAGUGUAACUUGGAAGGACCUUACAAGUGAUAACUGCAUGUACUAAUCAUUUUCACUUUUCUUGGUUGCUUUGAGUUAUAAUUAAGAAAUAGCUAAUUAGAUCACAUUAAAGCACAUUAUAUGUUAAAAGAACACAAGAAGGGCUUGUCAAUGAUGAGUGCUUUGUUUGGUGAAGGUUGAGAUUUUGGUGGCAUAUUUUCCUUAAACCAUUCUGGUUCCUAAUUCUCAGUAAUAUGGAUAGUUUUGGAUUUGCAUGCAAAUUUGGAACAGAAAUCAGAAAAAAAAAAACAUAAGGUUCAUCUGUUCAGGUCAAGUAGUAGGAAUGCUAACUACAGGUUUUUCAACAGCCCAAAACUUAGACAUACCCUUCUGAAAAAGUUCCUUUAGCGGUGAGCGGUAUGGCACAGUAACUUCCAUUCCUACAAAAUCAUCAUCAGCAUGCAUCUCUUCAUCACCUGGGAAGUACUCAUCCUCACUGCUGUUUAACGGCUCACUCUCAGAAUCAACCAUUAUUAAGCUUCCAGAAUAUCCAAGGGAUGAGCUAUGUGACUGCUGGCUUGGAGAUACUUUGGCCUGUUGAAGACUACAUGCACGCUCGCUUUCAGAGUCACUCAGCUCUUCGGAACAUUCAUGGGAAGAGCUACUUAUUUGGUUUUUAAUUUGGAAUGUCUUUGCCUGCUGAAGCCUCUGCUUUAGCAGGGCUUCCUUUGCGGCUUUUGCCUUUGCGGCCUUUUUGGCCUUGGCCUCCAUAGAUAAUUUCUUCCUUUUUUUUUCUUCACAUUCGUCUUCACUUUUGUUUACUUCUGGAUCGGAUUCCGUCUUUCCUUUUUCUGUGCUAGACCAGACAUUUGUUCUCUUCCUUUUUCCUUUCCCCCCUUUGUCUACUUUGGCUUUUGUCUUAGUUGGCAAUUUUUUUUUCUUUUGAGUUCUUCUCUGCUGGACAUUUGUCAGAUACUCUAGAUCUGUAGGAUAGCAGACAUUUAAAAAGAAAACACUGAAGUCAGACAAAUGGAAGAAUAUCAUAGUUAUGUCAGAUGAAUUCUUGGGAGGCUUGAAAAGAUUGAGUGUCUUGUGUGGCAAACAGAAACAAGGGAAAUGCCAAUCAUUGCAGGAAUUGAUUAUGCAAAUGUCUAGAAAUAAUAUGUCAAAUUACAUUAAUUCAGUGCAACUAAAAAUUGACAUUCCACUACAUGGAAGCUCACUAAAAGAAAUACUUGACCUGUUUUGACUGUCAUGCAACAACUUUUUGCAAAUUAUACCCAUCAGUGUUAUGUAUACUUUUCCAGCUUAUAACACCAAAUUAAAGGCAAAUGAAAUCAAUGCCAUGUUGUUAUAAUAAUUAUAAUACAAAUACAAUGUACAGUGAACUAUAAAAUCCUACUUAGGAAGGCCCUUUGCUCCUUCCUCUCACCCUGGGAUUUAUCAGUUUGUGUUAAUGCAUGGCCAGGCCUUUAUUUUGUGAUGAUUUAAUUAGUCUUACCUCCAAUGUCCACAACAAAUGCAGGAUACCAGUCCUUGUGAUGGGCAUCCGUCCACAGUGCAUCACAAGAUGCUCCUUUUUCAAUUUUUUCACAGUUUCUAAUCUCAUCAGCACUGACUAUAUUUUUGAUGUUGUCAUCCUUGAAGACAACAAGGUAGUGGUCUACGAUAAAGAACAAAAUAUAAUAAGACACAUCAACGAUAUUAUAAUCAAUUAAUGGCACCAGACAAACCAGUUUGUAUGCUGCACACUAAAUAAUAAGAAUGCAAUCUUGAAGUUAACAUAUUGAAAUUUCGCAAAGAAUCUUGAAGUUGCUCUCAGCUUAUAUAGUGCAUGGUCAAGAGCUUUGAUCCUGAGCCAAAUAUCAAAGUUGAUCGAAAAGAAACUGAUCGUUGUUGUUUAAGAAUAAACCAGUUACUAAUCUAUCCAGAUCUAUCAAAGAUGGAAUGUAUAGCUAAAGAAUGAAUCAUGCAUUAUUUAUUACCUUGACAAUGAUAAAUGAAAAAUCGAGGGGUGAUCCGAAUUUCAAAAGUGCCAUCUAUACAAUUAAUCUAUCAAUCAAUAACCAGGCUAUGACCAGACUGUAAGCAGUCCCUCUUUUCUUUGCCGUCGAUUAUUAAUUGAGCAAGUCGAAGAUAUCAACAUCAGAUAGAAACGAGAAAGAAGCGAUUUUGACAGAUUUGGCGAACAGUUACAUUUGUAAAUGAACGCGGCAAUAUUGAAAUGAGUGGAACGAAAGCCUAAUUAAUGAUGAUCUUCGGAACGAAUUAAUCCUUGCACAAUAUCCGAAACAACUGAUAUCCUGGAAAAUUCUUAGAAAUUAUUGAGCAUGAAUGAAAAGUUCGAAAUAUAUAUGAGAUAUGAGGUGAACAUAUAACGAUAAAAUUAUGCAUCGUCUUAUUCAACCUCUGAAGAGGUUGAAAGGACUGAGCUGUACGUUGCACGUGUUCUGUCCCCAGCAUAUAUGCGACAUUCUUCCCAGCAUUUAAAACUACAAAAUUGAUUGCCAAGCUCCAUCGUAUAAUGCAAAAGCCUAAAUUUAUUUUAUUCAAGCAAAAGAUUGCAGUGUAUAUUUACUAGAAAGAGUUUAUAUAGGUCGUAGAAGCGUGUUUUUUAAACCGCGUUCAUUGAACCGCGAAACGCACGCCUGUAAUUUAAUUAAUUCCUAUAUAAGCAUGGGCCGAGCUCUCAAAAUCAUUGUUUUAGAACAAUAAUCUUAAUUUAGGCACUUACAAGAAUUACAUUUGGAAGUAAAAUGACUUACCAAGAUGAUCAGUGAAGCGAGAAGGUGCUUUUGUUUUCCUCAUAAUUGCAGAAAUCUACAAGCUGACAAAACCGAACUCGAUCCUCUUCAAAACGAACAACGAAAGGAACAACGAAAUGAACAAAUGAGCGCGAAAACGGCCUCUGUGAAGUUUUCGCGCUCAUUUUGUGUAGUCACGUGUUAGGUGUAAGCCAAUCAGCAGGGGAUUUUGAUAUGUAUUAGAUGCCAGUCCACUCUACCUGCAGUCUUUCCUGAGUUGACCAUGGAGUCGACGAAACGAAAGAAGAGAGGUCGAUACAACUCGCAUCGAAGAAACCCUGCUAUACCUAAGCCGAAAGCCACUGUUUCCCGACAUAACAGGCGAAAAGCAAACUUCUCAUCGGAUGAAGAUGAACAAAGAAAAAAACCGUGUUUCAAGCGAACUGUUGAUGUUGUUUUCGAAAAUAGUCAAGCAUCAUCGGACGAAUCGGAUUUAAACAUUACAAAUAUGUACUUGGCUUCAUGUUCUAGUUAUCAAGAUCUAGACCACGAAUUGUCAGACGUUUUGUCGGAAUCAACGCAUGAUGACGACAGUGUAGAAAAACUGGAUGCGAUUUGGAGUGAUAUCUCAGAAGACGAUCGAAGCUCCACAUCUUCAGAUGACGACCAAUUCUGUGCACGUGGAGACAGUUAUAAUCACAUCAGGAGUAAAUCGACUGAUGAAGAAGACCCUGUAUAUGUAUACCCUGGGUCGCCUCUUUUGUUGUCGGAAAGCAUUCUUUUGAUUCUUACUUUGGCUGUAGCUCACAAUCUGAAUGGAAGUUGUCUUUCAGACGUAAUUUCUUUGAUCAAUUUGCACUGCAUUCCUGGUCCACUCAACAAGUGUGUCAACUCACUCAGUGAGCUCAAGAGGUACUUUGCUGACUUCGAGCUUCCCAUAACAAAACACUUUUACUGCAGUUUUUGCUCUGAGUAUCUUGGUGUUUUAAGUGAUACUCCUGAUGUGUGCUCCAUUUGCAACAAUGAUGUGAGAGAUCCAAAGAAGAAGUCAUAUUUUGUCAUCCUUUCUGUCGAAAGUCAGCUAAACGAGCUUAUGCAAAGUAAGUAAGAAAAUAUAAUUUUAUAUGUUGCAGUUUAAAAUGAUCUUAUGUUAAAAUGAUUUCAAACUAGUUUGAUUUGUACUUUUCUUUGUCUUAGGAUUAUGGUAAUCAAUCUGGAACAAAAGAAAAUCAAAACUAACCAAGUUUGAAAUCAUUUUGACCUAAGAUUCAUUUCAAACUACAACAUAUACAACAGUGAUUGAUGUUAAAAUGGAAUAAAUAUAAAUACUGGCUUAACUACAGCAUCAUAUAUUUAGCCACUUUCGAUGCUUCCUGGGAUAAUAGCUAGAUAUAUAUAUCGCUUAAAAUAUGCAGUCACCCCUAUUGAAGUAUAAUAUUUCCAAAUAUUUGGUCCUAUAAUGGGCCAGUAAGAUCCAUGUGACAAAAAGUUUCAAAGUCUCUGAAAGUUAAGCCUAAAAUGAUGAUUUAGUUUUUAAAUGUAUAUGUAAAAAAAAAUAUUAUUGAGUCGGUUUUCACAUGAUAGCAAAAUUAUCAAGGUCUCGAUUUGUGUUACCCACCUUGGCUGUGGAAAUUCUUACUAUCUUACUCACCAUAUGUAUUUGAAUAAGUGCCCUGUGCGCUUCUUUAAUGUUAGGUCCUUUAAGGUCGAUGUUUAUUCAAGGUGGGCACUUAUUCUGAUAAAUGCAGAAACCUCAUCCUGUGGCAAUUGAGCUACAUCAAAUUAAUAGCUAUAAUCUGCUGGUGGUGUCGACUGACACUCAAAUCACAGUAUUUUGUGAUAAAAGAGUGCAGUGAUGUUUUAUCAUUCAACCAGUAAGCUUGAUUUUCUUUGUUGUAUUUUUUUGUCAUCUGAUAUUAGGAAGAGAAUUUCAGGAAGAUAUAAAGUACCGCUUUCUGCGAGAGAAGACAUCCCCUCACAACAUUGAGGAUGUAUAUGAUGGCCAUCUCUACAAGAAGCUGUUUGAAAAUAAUGGCCCACUUUCUCAGCCAGAGAACUUAUCCUUAAAGUUCAAUACAGAUGGUGUUUCUAUCUUCAAAUCAUCAGGUUCAAGUAUUUGGCCAGUGUACUUUGAGAUCAAUGAGUUGCCACCAAGUAAAAGGUAAAAAUUAGAGUAAAUUAUUAUUGGUGAAUUGUAAGUGCAUCUUAUUAAACUUUUGGAAUUAUCAUUGUAUUCUCUAUUCACAAUACUAUUUCCGAAAACAUUGCAAAAAAUUAGUUGCCUUGUUGAUGACUGGAAUGACACAUACUGUACAUAUACUUAGUUGAACUGAAUUACAUUGGUUAUUUAACAACAUUUUUCACUACUAUUUUCUGUGAUUGUGCCAAACCAUUAUUUUCAUCAAAGGAUAUUAUUAUAGAGUUCCGUAUCAGACCCUUUUUAAUUUAAAAACUAACUUUCAUUACUCUUACCCUAUUGUUCCUUUUUCUAGGCUGGAAAAAAAGCUCUGACUCUGAUAAAUGUAAAUUCGUAAGUGCAUUUUAAUGUUUUCAUGUUUUAAUUAAUAGGAAACGAUUGGAGAACAUGCUUUUGGGUGGCCUCUGGUUCAGUGACAAAAAACCUGUGAUGUCUACCUUUUUGAAACCUUUCAGAACUUCAUUAGAAGACCUUGAAACAAAAGGUACCUGGAUACAUGGUGUCUCUGAGACAGCUUUAUGUUCAUGUCUAUGUUGUGGCUAACUAAAUUUUUUUAUGGUUUAAAGUUUGUUUGGCCAGGUUGAUUUUUAUUUUCCCUGUUUUAAAAUGUAGUUAUAAAUAUAAGACAAAGGAAAGUAUAGUUUUGAAACUAAAAACAAGUUUCAGCCACAACAUAUAUACACUGUACAUGUACUUAUAUUUAGAGUGUAUAUAAAAUUUUGUAUAAAGUUUUCAAGCAAACUGUACUAGGAAUAAAUGUACGUGAUUUCUCCUGGCCAACUUGUAUGGUAGUGUAUUAUACUGAAUAGAUGCAUAAUUAAGUUUGACAUUAGGAGAAUGUAUCCUAAUCUUGUGCAUCCUGUGCUGCCAAGCGGUGAUCAUUUUCAUUGUUUGCAUGAUUUGUGUACGUUUUUGGUGCCAAGUUGGUGACUACAGAAAACAGUGGUUUAGAAUUUACGGUGACUCUUAACAAUUGUAUUCCCACAAAAUAUCCUAUCAAAUCCACUUUUGAUUACUACUAGAGUUUUUAUAUUAUUGGAAACAUUGAGCCCUGGCCAGUUGAGCUGAGUUCAUUGUCCUGUGUAUGUAAUAUGUGUAGUAGAUGUGGACCCACUGUCCCAACAACAUGAUUAUACAUUAUUUUGUUAUUGUACAAAUAAUUUAAAAUAUACUUUGUUUAUAUACACUUUUAGGACUUGUUAUGGAGAUUCCAGAUAAGGGAAAUUUUACCAGUCAUGUGUUCCUUCUUGGCUCAGUUCUUGAUCUUCCUGCAAGGUGUUCCUUUUUAGAGAUGGUUCAGUACAAUGGCUUUUGCAGCUGCUGUUACUGCAUGGUUUUGGGAAUGUCUUGCAAAUCAAGUGUGAAAGAAGGACACAGGGGAAGAGUUACAGUUUUUCCUUUCAAUUUUGAAUCAAACAAUGGACUUGCUAAAGAACGCACAAAAGAAAGUAUGGUUGCAGAUGGCUUGCAGUUUCUGCAGGGUACAUCAGGAGGAAAACCUGUAAGUUAGUGUACUGUCAUUAAAUGUCAUGAAAUGAUUUAGUCUACUUCAUAUAUACCUUUAUCCUGGGUGUUAGUGUUUGUUUUUUUGUUGUUUUUUUUUCGCACAUUGAAGACCCUACAUUCACAGAGUGUCGAAGUUGUAUUAUACUAUUGUCAUUUUCUAAUGGGGUUUCUGAAUCAUCACAAGAAUUUUCAAUACCUCAAGGAGCCUUAUAAGCAUUAAUUUUUGUAAUUUCACUUAGAUUUAGAAACCUACAUAGAAAACUAUGACUAAUACAUAUGAAACAUUUAACACAAAAAUAAAAUACGAAAUGUACUGUUCUAGUCGACCUUACACUACAGUGUACAGUAGACCUUAGUUUAAUUGACAUCUACAUGUACAUCUAUAAAGUGCACUUUCAUAAUUAUUUGUUUUCUUACAUUUUCUUAGGUAAAUGGGAUGAAAGGUGUUUGCCAGUUUGCAAGCCUUAAACACUAUGAUAUCAGUAAAGGUGUUUGCCUGGAUUACAUGCAUGGGGUCCUGCUGGGAGUUACACGACAAUUGAUGGCCCUGUGGUUUGAUUCAAAACACAAGGACCAACCUUGGUACUGUGGUGAUCGUGUCAGUAUUAUUGAUGAGCGUCUUUGUAGUAUCCAUCCACCCAUGAAUAUCACAAGAACACCCAGACCUAUUGAAACUCAUCGCAAGUAUUUUAAAGGUAUAAUAUCCAUUAAGUCUACAUAUGUGAUAGAUGAGCAUACAGUCGUGUACUGUUUAAAGUAGGCAUGUUUUCUUGUAAUACAUAUACCCUAUGGUUCUUUUUUUUUCACAGCAACCGAAUACCGAAAUUGGCUGUUUUACUACAGCGUUCCUUGCCUGGUUGGUGUUCUUCCCGAUGUUUAUCUUCACCACUUCAUGCUUCUUGCAUUUAGUGUGUGGCUGGUGAAUCAGCAGACUAUUUCACCAGAAGAAGUCAAUCAGAGUGGAAACCUUCUGGCAAAAUUUGUGAUGCUGAUGGAUGCCCUCUAUUGUGAGUAUUUAACUGCUUCAUUUGGGCCUCCAUGCAUUAACUUUUGUUGAGAUCAAUGUAUUUGUCAAUUAAUAAUUAAUUAUUUUGACACCAUGGUGGCUUUUACAGCUAGUGAAAUGGGGUGUUUGCAUUUUUUUUCAGCUGAGCGUCAUAUGACCAUCAAUAUCCAUAAUUUGCUUCACAUACAUGCAUCAGUUCACAAUCUUGGACCACUGUGGGCAAAUUCAACUUUUGACUUUGAGGAUGCAAAUGGGGAGUUAACUGCGCUUUUCCAUGGCACCCAGAACAUAGAUAUGCAGGUGAUCAAAAUAGCAAGAAUCAAUAAUACUGUGCUCAUAAAAUAUAUAUUUGAAAGGUAUCUAAAAGCAAGUCUAAUAAUUAAUUUACUCAUUGAUCAAUAAGAUGUAUGGAAGGAUUCUUUUGAUCUUUUGUAGAUAGCAUCCUCAGUCUCUGCAGUCAAAAUUGCUCCAGACCUUGCGCGGAAAUUGGACAAAGACUCUCCUAGUUACAGUUUGUACAGAAGGAUGAAAUUUGGAAAAGAACAGAAGUAUGUAUGGCAGUAGUAUGUUUCAAAUACUAUAUUGAUUUAGCUUUAAAAUCAAUAACAGUGACGUGUUCAUAGUCCAUAAGACUCAAAAGUAACAUGAUUCUAACCCUGUUAAUACCUUAGUUUAGUUCGUUCUUAUUGGUCGAUAUACAUUAAGCCAUUGGUAAAAAAAAAUUGAUAUGUUUUUUUUUAUGCAUUUAAGGUCAACAAAGCUUGAGGAUGGAGUGCAUUUACUUGGUGCUUUUACUGACUUUGAGGUCCCAGAAACUAUAGAGCAGCAUAUCAAGGAUUUCACUGGAGAUUUGGCUCUGGGAAGAUGCCAGAGUUUUAAGAGGGCAAUCAUUCGUGGUGAAGUAUUUCACUCUAAAUCAUAUGGCCGUGUUUCCAGAAGAAACAGUUACACUGUAACCUAUGAAGACAGUCAGAAGAGGAGGGAAUGUGGUCAAAUACAGUAUUUUGUGAAACAUACACCCAUUUGCCAACGUGCUUGUAUUGCCUUAUGCCAGUGCAACAAAGAUCAACACUUUGCCAUUGUUGUGCACAUGGAACCAUUAAGAGAUUCUAACCUUCUGGAAAAAGCUGGAAUUGAAGGAAUCCAGAAGCAGCUUCAGAUCAUGCAGAAGCCAAGGUACACAAACAUGUCAAAUGUCCUAUCUGUGUUUAAACCAUUGGAUAAAUUAAUUGUGCAGUUAAGUUUUUGCUUUUGGAAAAUCUUUUUUUAAUAUCACACUUACAUACCAAGCAUCAGAAUUUGUUUGAUCCGAUUUCUACCAACCAUCCAGAUAAUGGGUCUCCUAAUAGCUACGGUACAAUUGGGCAGUUGGAGUAUUGAAACAUCAGAACACAAGAUGCGUCAUGUAUUUACUGUUGAUGACUAUAUAACCACUACACUGUCACAAUCAUCUAUUAAUGCAAUAAUAUGUCAAUGCAGCAACUUUGCUAACUUCACAGUGUACGUUGAAAUAAGAACUUGGAUCAAUAGCAUUAUCCAAGGGUACAAAUUAUUGUUUAAGAAAUACAAAUAUACCUGUAUAUAAAUGUAGGUUUUGGUAAUAAAACAAAAGAACUUAAUUACUUUAUGGCUAAAAGAUGGACAGCGAUAUUGAGAUCUUUUGUUUUGUUCCGCAUCUUAAAAAUGGCCUCAUUUUGUAUUUCCUACCUCAUUUUCUUUUUAUUUCUUUCAGAAUGGAAAAUGUUGAUGUCAUCCCAAUCAGGAACAUCUUACAUAAAUGUGUUUUUAUAGAUGUUAAGGAUGCUGAUGAUUGUGUUUAUGUGACCCACUUCCCGAAUUUCAUUGAAACAGACUGAAACAAUUGGAGCUGGAAAUUGUUGUGUGAUACCUUUAAUUAAUGUAAAUAUAUGCAUAUGCAAAAAAAAGUAUGUACAUCAAUAAUUUGGACUAUGACUGAAAAAUAACUCGAUCGGUGCUCAAACUCGCUCUGUGACAUAUAUUGUAAUAUUUAUUAAGUCAAUAAGGCCCCCCGCCCCCCACGUCCCCCCACUGACACUUGCUAGUUUUCUAGGGUUUCAUUUUUUUUAAUACUCCCUUCUGGUGCCAUCAAGUAUGUCACAUGUAUGUUGAGUGGUCCCAAGUGCCUUUUAUGCAUGCACAUUAAUUAAUAUAUAUAUAAUCAUACUGCACUUCUACAUGUAUGUCACAUAUAUGUUAAAUUAUCCUGAAAGAUAUUACAUAUAUGUAACAUAUAUGCAUGGUCAUUUCAAAACUUUUACAUAUAUGUCACAUAUAUGUCUUAUCAUCCUAUGAGAUAUUACAUAUAUGUAACAUAUAUGUAUAGGCACUUCAAAACUUCUACAUAUAUGUCACAUAUAUGUACAGUUAUUUGACAUAUAUAUGUUACAGCUACAUAUACGUCACAUAUAUGCAACAUAUAUGUGGUUUUGGUAAGGGUAUGCAAGUGAAUUGAAAAAGGUUACCAGGUGCAAAGUGGGAAAAAGGUUUAAUUCUUCAUAGAGCUCCUAUACCAGUGCAGGCCUUCUUAAAUAUUAUAUACUCAAUCUGAGUCUCAAAAGUAAGCUUUUCAUCUAAUAAUACUCCCAAACAUUUAUUAGAGGUUACAUGCAAAACAAUAUUAUUGUCAAUGGAUAUAGCAUUAGCUAAAUCUUUACAUAGAUUUAUCAUUUAAGUUAUCUGUCGACCCAAUAAGCAUUAACUUAGUUUUCAAAGGGUGCAAUUGGAGCCUAUUAACUGUCAGCCAAUCAUAAAGGUUUUCUAGAUCAGGAUUAAUAUUAUUAGCAAGAACAUUUGCGUCAGUACUAGAGGCAAAGAUUUGUGUAUCGUCUGCAUAAUUUAUAAACAGGGGGUUUUGAAUGUGAUGUUCAGCAUUCUGAGGGAUAUCAAAUCUUAAAUCCAUGUGCAGAACAUAAAAAGCAAACUUUGAAGGUCAUUAUGAUUUGACCAUGCUGCAAGUUUCAAACGUUAGCAAUUUCAGCUAAGGGGGACCUCUUUAGCCCUGAGGGGGAGGGGGGGUUUGGGGUUACUCCUUAGGAUGGCCUGUCAAAGAAGCUACAUGUAUGCCCAAUGGGGUACUUUCAGUCAGACUUUAAAAGUGUAGGAAAAUUUGUUAUUUAAUUACUUAAAGCUAAAAUGUUUUGAACUGAGUGUAGCUUGAAUCAAUUUAAUUCAUCAAAUGGUACAUAAAACAACAAGAAUACAUUCUGUUAGUAGGUUUGUGAACGAGACAACAUUUCCCAGUGAAAGGUACAUAAAAGAAGCACCUUUCCAUCAAAAAAGGUAUACAAAAGGCUAAGGAUUGAACCUUAGGACAGAGCCUGUAUGAAUUAUUGUUGAAUAGCCCCUAACCCCCAGCCUUCGUACCCAUACCCCCUGAAAAGCUAUUGCUCUUUCCCCGAAUAAGUGUCCAUAAUAAUUAUUAUUGUAAAAACUUGGUUUACAGACCCAGACCAGCAAAAGAACAGGACCAAGUAAAUAAAAAACAAAAAAAAAAAAAAAUGCUAACAAAGAUGAAAGCUAAGCGUUAAUAGGCUCACUAAAAUACUGGAUGGCCUGAAAGAUAUUGCAAGUUAGCGUGCUUCUACAGAAAGGUUCUGAAACUGUGCAUUUAAAAAUGUAUUUAGUGAAAUACAAAUCUCUCAGGGAGAGGAGAUGAAAGUUAAUUUUUUUUUAAUUAUUUAAGCCAAAAUACCACUCAGCCACACAGUAGUGUGGCUGAGUGGUCAUUGCCUUGGACUCGCAAUCCAGCAGUCCUCACUGGGGUUCAAAUUCCUCUCUGACCACUUGCUGGGUUUGUUGUCAGUCAUCCCGAGUUCAACAUCCUCUGCCACGCUUGUGUGUAAAUAGCCACUGGUUACCUCCUGCCAGUUGAGUUUUUUUAAUCCUACCAUUAUGUUCCGUUUGGGUUAUUUCUUGCUAUAAAUCAUUUGAGUGAGGUGCCUGUAGACUAGCUGGACAGUUUAAACACUGUGUGACAACAGGAGGGCAUUUUGCAGGUGCAUGCGUGCAUCUGCUGAACGUCAAUAGCGUGGGCGCCUCAAAUCUGAUAGCGGGAAAUCGAAAAAACUCGCGUAAAGGUACGGUUCUUUUAAAAGCCAUUUGGUUGGUGCUUUGAUUACCGUACUUUCCUACAAAAAAUUUCUCCGUGACGAAAAUGGGACGCUUUCUACGCGGGUUUUUCACUUGUAGAUUUUUCAGCAGUAGGUUUUCUUGGCCCUUUAAAGACUUUCAAGACUCAACGCCAAAAAGUCAUGUUCCUUUAUAAGUCGGGCUUUCACUGGCAAGGCAUUACAUUUCUAUGAUUUGAUUUCCAAACUCGUGGUUUUACUUAUCAGGGAGGAAAUGCAUCGUAGCAAUGUUCAGCUGCUUUAAGACUAAACGGCGAAAAAAACUUUACCACGCGAGGUUUAUUUAUUAGCGCGAUGUCUCAUGUUAAACUGAUCACGGAGACACGCGUUUAUAUAUGCCACAAAAACAUGAAAUCUAUGGGAUUUUUUACAGUUUUUCGAAAGUUUUUGCGGAAAAUUUUAUAAAAAAUAUUCUACAGGAAAUGAAGAAUGGAUUGAGUUUGAGACAGCAACAAUUACAAGUGAUUAUGUACUACAUAAUCACUUGAGCAUUUCAUAAGCUCAGUUGCAGACAAAACGAAUGCACAUACCCCGAAAAAACGAACAAUACUUUUAUUUUUCUUUAACUCUAAAAGAUACAGAGAUUUUUCCCGAGCUACUAUUUUGAAGCGACUCUUGAGUAACAACUCCUGUGUUCCACAAUCGAUUUCUUGUUAUUAAUUUAUAUUUGAUGACAGUAGUGAUCCGUUCAAAACAGAGAAUGGCCAUCACUCCAUAAAUGUAACUGACGAUGUUGUUCACCUUCAAAUCCUGUUUAAACGUAAGACAGGAAGUUUGUUUAAAAAGGGGUGCAUAUAAUUCUGUUCCCUCAAAAAAUAAAUACUACUGCUAGAGGACCCAAAUGAGCUGGAAUGCGACAACAAACAUGACACAAAUAGAUGGAUGAAUUUAUCUGUUAUUAAUGUUUCUGUUGGGAGCUUUUUACUGUAUCCAGAUGAACCCCUUAUGUAAGUUGCACAUCAUGGAAGAAUUAUCAAGCAGAAACUGAUGUAUUGAACAAGAAUGUGGUUCAAUACAGAGGAGAAGCUGGUCUCAUUCAACAUCCUUUGUGAAUGAAAUGUCUCACAAAUUAGCAUACUGUCAACAAAUGUAGUAUCCACAAAAUGGUAUCAUUUAGGAAUAAACCCAAUUUUUUUGCAACAGAAGCCACGAUUUAUUUAAAAGGUGUAUUGAUAACGUUUCAUUUCGUUUCAUUUCUUACUCGCAUCAUUAUAUUGAUUUGAAUUUAUAGUUGAAGUGCGUGUAUUUUAUUUCUCAACGAAGACGUACCGGUGAAGAAGGCUAAAAUUACUGCAGAAGGCGAUUUUUCACAGCCUUCAUCAAAGCACCAUUCAUUCGCGGAAGUGUUCUUAGUUUCAUUAAUCAUUAACCUAAUUUGGGGAGAAAGGCAAGAUUUCGAGAUAAACAAGCCAGCGAAAGGGUGAAAAAAAGUUUCACGGCAGAAUGGACACUUAAUUAACCUCUGUAUUCCGAAACGAUUAAGUUCGAUUUUAGAGUUAUACUAUUGAGAAGAAUUAAGUAUCUAUAGGAUAACUGUUUAACGCAAAAAUUAUCAUACUGACCUUUUUCUCCUGCUCAAAAAAUGUGCGCGAAAUGUUAGUUCGUAAGAACAUUCAGCCGCCAUCUUGUCUUCGAUGUACUGUUUUACGAAAGGAAGGACUGUCCCCUCAACGGCGACAGCGAGGGUACAAUAAACUCACUUUCAUCGUAGAAAUACUACGAUACGUUGAAGAACACGUUUGUGGAACGUAACACCCAAUACACGUCAUUCAGCUCCAGAAAACAGCCCGCAAAUGCUGGUACUGAAUGUAAACAAUUCACAGAAAAUGCUUCUGUGGCACUUCUUAUGGCACUUCAACAGCCCAUAUUGACGCGUGCGCAUACAAAAUGCCCUCCUGUUCUGUGUGACUACUCUAACCAGGGCCACUUAGACAAAGUUGACCAUUCGGAUUACAGGAAAGUAACAGUACAUUCCAAGAAAGUUGGUUGUGGACCAAUCACCCCUCUCCCCCCCCCGCCCCCCUCUCUUCCCCCUUCCACCCCGAAAAAGGAGGAUAAUCGUAUAACGGUUCAAAUAGGAGUGGUAAGGACUAUAAAAACACGUUGGAAACAGAACAAAGUAACAUGGAAGCAUGACAUGUAUGUUGUACCAAUUAGAUGAUCUGACAAAUGUAAAAUAAAAGCGUUUUAAAAAAUGAGGUGGAUUGAUUCUGAUAAUAAUGAUGGUGAUGGGCGAGUAAUCACAAUGAUGAGAACAAUGACCAAUAAAAUGGGAAUGAAAACAGUACAUAUGCGGUUCGGUUGAUGAUGAUGAUGUUAAGAUUGAGUGCGUUACUUCACAAAGUAAAGGACAUUGAGUUUUUAGCACAUUGAGGUAAUAGCACUUGGUUAUUAAGGCUUGUCAAUAAAGUUACGAAUGCUUAAUCUUUUAAGUAGAAUUUAAAAAAAAAGGAAAAAGAUUUUGCAGCCCCACUUCCUGCCUUCGAAAAUUUUUUACACUCCCUCCUUUUUCUUUAAAAAGAAUUUUCAGAUUCCCUCUCAAAAUCCUCUGCCCAUUCCCCCCCCCGCCCCGCUCCACCCUCGUGGUAAACACAACGAAUGCAACCUAAAGACGAUGUGAAGGGCUUUACUUGAGUAGGAGUGAAAGAGAGGGACGGUAGAGAAAUAGCAAAAUUCCAUAUGAUAGCUCCCCUAGAAUUUACGGUACCAGGAUUAUUUUCCUUUUAUGUUUCUUUGUCGUUGAAAUUCUAAGCUUCAAAAUCCUAUUCCAAAAAGUUUAUCAGUAUAUAGCCUGCGAGCAGGCUGACUUGUGUGAGUUUGGGGGAAUUUUGCUCACCUGCCUUGCUUCUAUUGGCUAGUAUCUUGACACCUCGAAAGGGGCGAAAUUCAAAAAUCAACAGCCCGCGGACAGUCUAGCCCGCGUGCAGGCGCUGGCGGUUCCGCCUAUUUCUGGCGCCAAAAUUUCCCCUUAACUGGCGCAAGUGUGUCUGCUCGCAAGCCAGUUUAUAUAUGGAGGUGUAAGCCAGUUACUGGUUAAUUUAGAUAUUCAGGUGCGGUUCUCUAUAAUAAUUUACCCACAUCAAUAAAAGACACUACAUUUUCCUUUUUUAAGAACUUUCUUAGACUUCAUUUUAGCCAUUAGUUUUCCUUAUUAUUGGAUAUACCUAGGUAACUUACGGUAGCGCAUUUACUCGUUUUAAUCUUAAAAAAAUUGUGAUUUUUAUGAAGAUUUGUAUUUUCCCUUGUAUUCACUUGCUAAAAUCCUUGUACAUGAUUUUUAGGUAAUUCUUUAUUUUGAAAUUUUAAUUUCAUGUAGUCUUAAUUAACCCAGGGCCCCUUUUGAUACCAGCCAGUGGGUGAUAUGGCCGAUCUGCCUAAAUUAAGUUGACUUAACUUGACUUGUCUUGUUUCAGAAGUCGAUUAAAUCACCUUAGAAAGGGUGGAAUUCCAGGAACAAAAGAAGAGUUCAGACUCAUGUAUGAAGAAUGGGCAAUUGACUAUGAUAAGGUAUGUAUGCAAAACGUUUAGAUACAGUAGGAACCCUGUAACUGGAACUCCCCGCUAACUGGAACUAAGUCUCAUUUCCCUUGGAUUUGACCCUGAGACUACGAUAAAUGAUCGAGAGGUUUCUUAAGUAUGAAUUUCCAGUUAAAGUUACCGAUAAGAAAUUAAACAACGUUUCCUCGUAAAAAUGUCUGCUUAUUAUAAGUCUUUAACUCUAUGAAACAUGUCUAUGACGUUUUUUUUUUCUGAGAGCCCGCUUGAUACGAACACCCAGACUCGUACUCAGUCGUUAUUUAUGUGUUUUUGCGGUGAAAUGUGGGUUUAGGCGCGCGGAGACUCAUGGGAAGGGACAAAGUGAAAAGUCUCCGCGCGCCUCAACCUAACCCCAAUCUUCUCUCACCCCCAAAACACAUAAAUAGCAACUGGGUACUAGUCUGACGAACACCCGGAUAAUACAGUACAUUAUGGGAUGUCCUCUUGGCGGUUUCGCAUUAACCGGGUUCCACUGUCCUAUACUUGACCAGUGACCAAAGUGACGUUUGCCUGCGUGCAUUAUCUUUCAGGAUAUUUUGUGCGAUUUCGCAUACAAAUUAUGCAAGCCCAUGACUACAAUGUUUGAUGCAGCAUUGAAAACCUGCACAAAGAAAAGAAGGCAAGAUAUAAAAAUUAACGACGUAGCGGCUGGUAUAUAUUUAAAAGGCCUCGAGCUUCACAAAAUGGGCUACACCAAUUUACACGCACUGGAUAGUUGAUAAAAAAUGCUUAAUGAAGCAAGAAAGAAGGGGAUUUACACGCAGUUCUUCUGCCUUCCAAUCGACGAUCAGCGGAUUUUAGAGACAAACACAGGAGAUUAUGACGCCCGUAUCUGUGUCAACGGGUUUGGAACGAAAUAAUCACAUUCUUCCUUCGGCUUUGGCAGAAAUGUGUCGAAUUGUUGUGAAAGGUGAGCUGCUAGUUUAUAGUCAUUGAUAUAAUUAAGUAGCACUUUAGUCAUGGUAAAGUUAAUGGUGCCAUGCUGGCGGCGGAGAGCAAGGGACGGACACCGGGCCCAAGACCAACACAGCGCUCUGGCAAAUAUGUACAAUUAUAUUAAUUUCGUUUGUUUGUCUUCUCUCAGUGCGUCUAGCUCUUGCUCACGAGCUUGAUGGUUUUGUACCACGUGAGUGACGAGCUUCAGAGAACUACUACGUUUAUGAAAAACGGCAAAACACAGAGCUGACCACGUGCUCAAUUUUUCCCGCCUUUUUAUUUUUCGUUUUCUGUCUUCAACGAAAAAAGUUUUUGAUUUCACGGACACAGUAGGGAUCGUAAUGAGGCAGUCUGAAAAUUGCAUACUAAAUAAUAAACACACUGCUGAGGGACACUGGUCUGGAGAACGUUCGGGAUCUUGAAAUGUGUACUAGAGAUCGAGCCUUAUGAGGUCAGUUUUCUUCCCGUCGUCUUCUAGGCGUCGACCGGAAGUAAGUAAGUAGGGUCGUAUGCUUAAAUAUAAUGCUGUUUUACUUCUAGCCUGCCUUGUAGACGGCCCUCGCAUCGUCUAAACCAGUUGUAAAGUCCGUCUGCAAAUUAGGGCACCGGAGCAAGAAAAACCUCUGGUUUUCAAGCUGACUCUAAGGUCACGUUGAACACUAUCACGAGCUCAAUCUUUCUUGCCACGAGCUUUAAGUCGUGAUUAGCCUGUCAAAACUUAAUUCAGAUCGGACUAAUCAGAAACUGCUUAUGAAACUAGCCAAUCAAAACGGCAGAUAUAUGUACUUGCGACUCUGCGGGAUUCCAACGCGAUAUUGUUCACUAAUUCGCAGACGCUCUAUGCAGAAAACUUUGAGUGUCUGAGUCGCAGGCUCUUUAAUACUUCACGCUGCGCAUGACUGAAUUCAAUUCUUUCAAUUAAAUGUAUUGUGGGUGAUGAUAGUAAAAGGGAGUGUAAGCUGACUGUCCGUAAACACUGUAUCAGUAGGAAUGAUCGUGCUCGCUGGAUGGCAUAACGCUCUAUCAAAGAAUUCGUUUAGAAACUGAGGUCAGUACGGUAUAGACCACACUUAAGCACAAGACGCGCUGCGCUGAUUACCGACGGCCAACGUCCGUCAAGGGCAAGCAACAGUUUGCUGAUGUCGGUGUAGUUGCUUAACCAUUUUAUUUUAAUCCGCAGUUAUGGCCAUUUACAUGGAGUCAUUUCAAUUUGCGAGGCUCAGUUACGUUUUCAGAACUUGCUCUUCCAAUUCAUGGGAGAGAUUUUGAGUAAAAAAUCUUUUUAGUCUGACACUUGAUGUCAGUUUUAUCCUGUGUCAGUCAACAUUGUCCGACGUAGUGAUCAACUCAGAAUUCCUUAACUAGUAGAAGACACAAUUAAAGAGUCAUAUAGGAUCGGGAACCAGGAAAGACACAAAAGAAGAUGAAAUACACUGUAGUAGGGGGGCCAGGUUAUCCGGACCUUGAGUUAAGGGGGGAGGGGAAGGAUGUCUGCUCCGUAAAAAACGUUUUUAUCCCUCGGGGCCUUUGGUUGAUCUAAAAAUAAGGGGGUGGGUCUCCCAGGCCCCGGCCCCUAGUUCCUCCACUGGAUAGCGUUUUAUCCCUUUCACUUGAAAAGUUGACCAAAGUCAAAAUUCAACUGAAUAAUUUCGUUUUGUAAAAUACUGAAUAAAACAAAUUCUUACCACGUGGAAGUAUUGCCAAAUGGGUUUGAUUUGAAUGGUCUCAGGAUAUUUUGUACCGACUCGAACGGUAGAACCAAAACUUGACCCUUAAGACCUCUAAUCUAUUUUGUAUUUUACUUUCUGUUAGGGGGUCUUCUUUGCUUUGAUAUCAGAGAGCAGUGUAUGGAGGAAUGGGAAGAUAAACUGAAGGAGUUGGAAGUGAAAGGAAUUUGGGAAACUGUUACAAAAGAAAACUUGUCAGUGGACGACAAUGAUAAGACAAACGCGUUUGUGUUUAAGCUCCUGUGAAAAAAUAUUGACAAUAGAACUUUAUAAUGUAAGUAAAUAUACAUGUAACUGGAUUUUAUGUAUUAGAUACGCAUUGUUAUUUGCAAGGGCGUUAAAUGAGGUGGUAUAUGAUAAGGGAUGUGAUGGUGAAGUUUGAGCCCGGUGAAUUCAUCGCGUAUAAUUCCCAGUCCGUUGA